Phlebotomus papatasi is the source of this 1883-nucleotide messenger RNA. It is a transcript of the gene nop5, whose product is annotated as nucleolar protein 58. NCBI's taxonomy places the organism in Eukaryota, Metazoa, Arthropoda, Insecta, Diptera, Psychodidae. The coding region runs from base 129 to 1736 and encodes 535 amino acids. Gene Ontology annotation, cellular component: box C/D methylation guide snoRNP complex; small-subunit processome. The record is from RefSeq and is a predicted model, not a curated record. The transcript is spliced from 4 exons. Gene Ontology annotation, molecular function: snoRNA binding.
GGGUGUUUUUAGUACAAAACUCAUACGUCACAGUGUUUGGCAUCGUGUUUAGGAUUUAUCAAUUUUCCACGAUUUUUCGUGGAAAUACUUUAUUUUACGUGUUGAAACACCCUGGUUAAGGUGCAAAGAUGUUUAUUCUAUACGAGACACCUGCAGGAUAUGCUAUCUUCAAGCUCCUGGACGAGAAGAAGCUGAAAGAAGUGGACAAUCUCUAUCUGGAAUUCCAGACUCCGGAAAAAGCGAAUAGUUUGGUGAAAUUGAAGCAUUUCCAGAAGUUUACAGACACAACAGAAGCCCUAGCAGCUGCUACGGCUACAGUUGAGGGCAAAGUAUCGAAGCCAUUGAAGAAGACUUUGAAGAAAUUAGUUAACGAAGAUGUCCAGAAUAAACUUCUGGUGGCCGAUGCUAAACUGGGCAAUGCCAUUAAAGACAAAUUGGCACUGCAAUGUGUGUCAAAUUCGGCUGUCCAGGAGCUCCUCCGGUGCAUCCGGACACAGUCUGAGGCAUUGCUCUCGGGAUUGCCUAAGAAAGAAAUGACCGCAAUGGCUUUGGGUUUGGCCCAUUCCCUUUCUCGGUACAAACUCAAAUUUUCCCCUGACAAAAUUGACACAAUGAUCGUUCAGGCUCAGUGUUUGCUUGAGGAUCUGGACAAGGAGCUCAAUAAUUACAUGAUGAGGGCGAGGGAAUGGUAUGGAUGGCAUUUUCCGGAAUUGGGGAAAAUUGUCACGGACAAUAUUGCCUUUGUCAAGACAGUUAAACUCGUGGGAAUGCGCGAGAAUAUGAUCAAUACAGAUCUCUCUGACAUCCUUCCGGAGGAUGUGGAGGAGAAAGUGAAGGAAGCUGCAGAGAUAAGUAUGGGAACGGAGAUUUCCGAGGAGGAUAUCCUCAAUAUCCAGCAACUCUGUGACGAAAUUAUCGCCAUCAACGACUACAGAACGCAUCUGUUUGAUUAUCUCAAAACCCGAAUGAUUGCCAUUGCUCCUAACCUCACAAUUCUCGUUGGAGAGUCCAUUGGUGCCAGGUUGAUCUCCCAUGCGGGAUCCCUGGUCAAUCUGGCCAAGCAUCCGGCGUCAACAGUUCAGAUUCUGGGCGCUGAGAAGGCUCUCUUUAGAGCUCUCAAGGCCAAAAAGGACACGCCCAAGUACGGGCUGAUCUACCAUGCCCAACUCGUUGGGCAGGCCAGUACCAAGAACAAAGGGAAGAUCUCCAGGUCGCUGGCUGCAAAAGCUGCCCUUGCAACAAGGGUUGAUGCUUUCGGGGAGGAUGUCAAUAUUGAAUUGGGGGCAGAGCAUAAAGUCAAGUUGGAGUCUCGUCUGAAGUUCCUGGAGCAGGGAAGUCUCCGGAAGUUGUCGGGGACGGGCAAAGCCAAGGCAAAAUUCGAAAAGUAUCAGGGAAAGAGUGAGAUAGUGACGUAUGAAUCGGCAUACGACAAUACACUUCCGUCGAGUAGCAAGAAGAGGAAACACUCGGAGAGCGCCGGUGAGACGCCCAAGAAGACGCUCAUCGAGGAGAUAAAGACGGAAGUGAAGGAGGAAGAGGAAGAAGGUGCAGAAGCACAGAAAGUUCCGAAGAAGAAGAAGAAAAAGAAGAAGGUGACGGAGGAGGAGGAGGAGGAAGCUCCAGCUGCAAAGAAGGUUAAAGUGGAGGAGGAAGCUGAGGAGCCAGCUGCUGAGGAGGUGACGACGGAGAAGAAGAAAAAGAAAAAGAAGAAAAAGGCGCAGGAGGGGGAUGAAUAGAUUGUUUUUGGGAGGGAGAGAGAAUAAAGUUGGAAAUUAUGCAAAAUUACCGUCAUAUUUUAAAUGGUAAAACGUUCAGAGGAUGAAAAAUAUAAAUUUGGGCCGAAAAUGAAUCAAGGAGGAACAAUAAAGAAAAUGAAAAUUGUC